This is a messenger RNA of Danio aesculapii, 2407 nucleotides long. RefSeq names its product kinesin family member 2C (gene kif2c). Bases 122 to 2224 code for a protein of 700 amino acids. The transcript has 22 exons. Gene Ontology annotation, biological process: microtubule-based movement. NCBI's taxonomy places the organism in Eukaryota, Metazoa, Chordata, Actinopteri, Cypriniformes, Danionidae. The record is from RefSeq and is a predicted model, not a curated record. Gene Ontology annotation, molecular function: microtubule binding; ATP binding; microtubule motor activity.
AAUGUAGAGCGGUUAAUGUUGGUUUGUGACUUCUUAGGGCAAAGUAACGUUAGCAGAAAAUAGUAGUUUCUUGGAGCUACAGAGACGUUAAAACAGUUUAGUUAUCAAAAUAAUACCUGAGAUGGACCCCUCUUUGUCGAAACUUCUUAUUGGACUCGCUGUCAAUAUAAGUCGUAGUGAUGGAAGAAUACACAGCGCUAUUGUGAAAACUGCCAACGUCUCUAAAUCCACUGUGAAUGUAGAAUGGGCUGAGCAUGGCAUGACUAAAGGAAAAGAGGUUGACAUGAAUGAACUCAAUCAUCUCAAUUCGGACCUAAUGCAACAUCUUCAACCAUGUCAUCAAGAGGAACCUGCACCAGCCCCCAUUCCUGCACCUAUGACACGAAUGACAAAAAGUGUCAAAGCAUCAGAACUUCCUUUAAGGUCAUCAAGAAUACCUACUACUUCAGAACCUGCUCCUCAGGAUUGUCCAUCUGAAGAGCCAGCUUCGAGAAGAAUGACCACGCGUCAGACGUGUUUGUUCAGACAACCUGCCCCUCCACCUGUGAUCUCGGCAUCUUCUGCAGAUGAUGUUCUCUCACAGAAUCUUCCCUCAUCUACGAUCCCUAAACAUUCAGGCUACCAGAGGAGACUUCUUUCAAAACCAGCUUCUCCACUGCUACCAUCCACCGAGGCUAUAUGUGAGAGUGAGGCUUCCAAAUGUGCCCCCAUGGGUCCGCCAAGCCAUCGCAUGUCCCAGGUCUCGGAGACCAACAAGGUGGCAAACAAACGGCUGUCAAUAGCAAAAAUGCCAGAUGCACAGAAGAGAGGAAAGUUUGGAGAAACAAAUAGAUCUAAGCAGUUUUACCAAAUGAUUGAGGAAUACAGAGAGACAGUGCAGAAAGUACCCAUGUCCCUGUCGGAUCCAGUCAAACCUCACCGAAUUUGUGUCUGCGUUCGGAAACGACCACUGAAUAAAAAAGAGUUGGCAAAGAAAGAGAUUGAUGUGGUGACAAUCCCUGGUAAUGGAGUCCUACUACUGCAUGAGCCCAAGCAGAAAGUGGAUCUUACCAAGUACCUGGAGAAUCAGACCUUUCAUUUUGAUUACUCAUUUGAUGAAGACGCCACAAAUGACUUGGUAUACAGGUUUACGGCUAAACCACUGGUUAAGACCAUUUUCGAAGGUGGUAUGGCAACGUGCUUUGCCUAUGGCCAAACAGGCAGUGGAAAGACCCAUACUAUGGGUGGAGACUUUUCUGGAAAGAGCCAAAACAGCUCUAAAGGGAUUUACGCCCUGGCAGCACAGGAUGUAUUUACCCUCCUGAGGCAAAAACGAUAUGUUGAUAUGGACCUUUGCCCAUAUGUCACCUUUUUCGAAAUCUACAAUGGCAAGGUUUUUGACUUGCUGAAUAAGAAAACAAAGCUGCGUGUUUUGGAGGAUGAGAAGCAACAGGUCAAUGUUGUUGGCCUGCAGGAAGUGCCUGUGUCAUGUGUUGAUGAUGUCAUCAAGAUGAUUGAGAGAGGAAGUGCAUGCAGAACAUCUGGCCAGACAUUCGCUAAUGCCAGCUCAUCGCGCUCUCAUGCGAUUUUGCAAGUAAUCCUGAGACGGCGGAACUUUCUCUAUGGGAAAUUCUCGCUGGUGGACCUUGCUGGGAAUGAACGCGGCACUGAUGUCAGCAGCAACGAUCGGCACACUAUAGUGGAGACCGCUGAGAUCAACCGCAGCUUACUGGCUUUGAAGGAAUGCAUCCGGUCUCUUGGUCAAAACAGUGAGCACAUCCCAUUUAGGAUGAGCAAACUGACCCAGGUGCUUCGAGACUCCUUCAUUGGUGAAAACUCCCGGACCUGUAUGAUCGCAAUGAUCUCACCUGGCAUGAGCUCUUGUGAAUACACUCUGAAUACACUACGUUAUGCAAACAGGGUAAAAGAACUGAAUGGAAUCUCUAAGGGAGAUGCAGUGGAAAAUGGUUCAAAACUGGAACUUUCGGAGGAGGGAAACUCAUCAGAAGAGGAGACUGUCCUGCCAGAGUUUGAGGCUAUAUCCCGAGUGUCUGAGAUGGAGGAGAGGUUUUAUGAAGAAUUGAAGGGUUGCAGUGAGGUUGCCAAAUCUAUGGAGCUUCCAUCGUUUGACAUAGUAGCAAAUUUACCAAAUAUUGACUCAUUCAUGAGGAAGCUGCAAGAGUCUUACCAGGCUUUGAGAUCAGCUAUUGAAGCAGAACAGAGGGUCAGAAUGUCACCAAACUAAUCUAAGAUGAGAUUCGGCUGCAACGAUACCUCUCACAAAAGCUAAUGAAACUUCAAUUUCGUUCCUUUAAUAAUCUUAUUUACUGUCUGGCUACAAGAGAUAUCAAGAGUUUGUUUGUUUUUUCUACUGUUUGUCCGUUUUAAUUGUUUUUGUGUUUUGAAUAAAGGUCUCCUCAUUUAUGGA